AUGGAGAAUGGGCAAGGAAUCAUAUGGAAAGUUAUUAUUGAGUUUAACCAGGAUGGUGGACAUUACCACCCGAUCAAACUUACUAAGGCGAUUGAGAAAGAGAUUGGGUUUCCAACCGUGUGUUCCGCCUCCGGCCCCACCCCGCUCCCAAGUGCUCAGCUGUGGCUCAUUCCGGGUAUCACUUGUGACGAGCAUAAAGGCUCCUGCAUUCAGAGGCUCGUCGUCAGUCCGUCCCGCUACCCGAGCUGGUCUCAGGUGCCAGCCCAAAUACUGAUCAAGAUGACUGCUGCUCCUUUCUAUCACAUCAAUACAUCAGCCGCCACCGGAAGGAACGUCUCUUUGAAUGAUGGCGAUGAGUAUGAAUAUGAGGACAAGUAUGCUGAGCUGAGACAGUCUCUCAACAUCAUGUCUCUCAUUGUUUACUGCCUGGCCUUUGUUCUUGGUGUGCUCGGCAACGGUGUGGUUAUCUGGGUGACCGGCUUCAAGAUGAAGAAAACAGUUAACACGGUUUGGUUCCUCAACCUCGCUGUGGCCGACUUCCUCUUCACAGUCUUUCUGCCCCUGAGUAUCACCCUCACAGCUCUGGAUUUCCACUGGCCUUUUGGCAAAUUCAUGUGCAAACUGAACACCACUAUAAGCUUUCUGAACUUGUAUGCCAGUGUCUACAUUCUGGUGGUGAUCAGUGUGGACAGAUGUGUGUCUGUGGUGUGGCCCGUCUGGGCCCAGAACCACCGAAAUGUACGCAAGGCGUCCUUUGUGAGUCUGGGGGUUUGGGUCAUGGCUCUGAUACUCAGCACUCCCUACUUCAUCUUCAGGGACACUGCUCUAUAUAAUAAGGAUGAGAAUGACAUCGAGUGCUUCAACAACUUUGCACUUUCUGACGACUACGAGAACGAGUCUGUGAUUCAGCUGCGACUGUUUCGUCAUAAGGCCAUGACCAUCACCAACUUCCUCCUGGGAUUUGUUGUCCCCUUCACUGUCAUUGUCUCCUGUUAUGCUGUCAUAAUCCAUCACAUCAAAAGAAAUCGCACCCUGGCCAGCCACUCAAGACGCUCCUUCAAGAUCAUCGCUGCUGUUAUCACUGCUUUCUUCCUGUGCUGGGCUCCUUAUCACAUUAUUGAUUUACUAGGAUUGGCAAAUUCUCUACUUUCUGAUCGAAGUGAGACAUUAGACCAUGUCACCACCAUUGGAAUCCCUAUAACCAGCAGCUUGGCCUUUCUCAACAGCUGCCUGAACCCACUGCUGUAUGUGUUUAUGGGACAAGAUUUCAAGGAUAUAGUGCGCAAAUCCAUCUUGAAUGUUUUGGAGACUGCCUUCCAGGAGGAGGUGUCUGGCCGUAACACUGGAACAAAGUCGGUGGACACCAGUCAGAGUAGAGAGAUGUUGCCCCGUAAUAGUGAAGUAUAAGGUUUCCCAUGACAUGAAGGAAAGAAUUCUGAAACUGUGGUUGAAUAAAUUGAUGUAUCAAAGUUUUUUGCUAUUUUUGCUAUUUUGGUCAAACUCUCAAGACAAUUUGUAAAGAUUAUCCAAGACUGAAGCCCUUCCACCUCAUAUGAAUUAUUUUGUGUAAUUGUGACGGUGCCCUGCUGUAUGUUUCUUGUAUGUGUCUAUUUAAUGGCAGGUUUCUGGGAUUGCUAACUGGAGACACCUGGCCCCGGUACUCCGAUUUAAAGCUCCACCUUCAUGGCAACGUUCCUGCCUGAUCACUCUGUGCCUCGUUGCCACUGUGUGUUGAUUGUCCGGCCAAAUCGCUGAAUAAAUGUAUUCUCUUUGGUUAACUGCCUGCGUCUCCCUCAUUCGGUCAUGUGUCUGAGCCAGUUCAUGACAGUUGGGGACUCAUCCGGGA
This is a messenger RNA of Gasterosteus aculeatus aculeatus (three-spined stickleback), 1846 nucleotides long. The record is from RefSeq and is a predicted model, not a curated record. NCBI's taxonomy places the organism in Eukaryota, Metazoa, Chordata, Actinopteri, Perciformes, Gasterosteidae.